GGCCGGCCGGAGGCAGUGGCCAGCGGGCCGGGGCGGCCACAUGGCGCGCUCCGGGCGACGGCAGCCGCGCUUUGUUUCCACCGGCGAGCGGCGAGUCACCGGCCCCCGCGGUCCCGAAGACCGGCACACGCUCGGGCCAAGGCUGCUGCACAUUUCACGGCGGGGGCAGCUCCCGGAGCGGCCGCUGCUUCCUCCCCUUCUCCACCUCUUCCCCCUCCGCCUCGGCCACCACCGCCGCCGCCGCCGCGCAGCGCCGCGGCCGCCGCCUCCGCCUCCCGCCUCCGCCCAGUCCCCUCCUCCUCCACACGCGAACUUAGUCAGCGGUUCGCGCCGCCGCGCGCCGAUUGGCCGGCGGAACGCGCCGCGUCACAAUGGAGCCGCUCGGAGGCGGCGAGCCCGGCAGCGCUGGGGCUUCCCGCUGAGCCCGCAGCAGCCGUCAGCCGAGAAAGUGCCGGCGCGGGGCCGCCGCCGGCGCGCCCGGAGCGGCGCGGGGCGCACGCGGCGCGGAGCGCGGGCGCCGGGGGCCGGGGUCGCGCAGGAAUUUUUCAAAUAGAAACUAAUUGCAGAGUUUCCAGUUGACCACCAUUCAUAGGAUGAAGGUAUAGAUCCUUUGAUGUCUUCAGUAUAUCCACAUAGCCCUGCUGAUCCGCUGAGUUGACUUUUUUAAAAGCUAACAUGAGAUCAGCUACUUCUCUCCUUAAGGCUCUUCAGUGUCUUUCCCAUCACUCCUGGGCUGUUUCUUAUCCAAACUCUGUGUAUUGUCUGCAGGCCCUCUCACUCCUCUGCUUUCCCCAGGUUCCUGACAUUCCAGCCUGGGGCCUCCUUUCUGAUCACCCAUUCAUAAGCUUCUUCCUCCUUCUAUGUGGAAUGAUCUUCCCCAAUAUCAUUGCAUGGCUGGCUCCAUUCAGGUCUAAAGAGGCCUUCCCUGUCUGCCCACUCUAAAGGAGCUCUAGGAGCACCUGGGCAGCUUAGUCAGUUGAGCGUCCAACGUCAUGACCCUCAGGUCACAAUCUCACAGUUCAUGAGUUUGAGCCCCACAUCGGGCUUGGGUUCACUGCUGUCAGCGCAGAGCCCCCUUCAUAUCCUCUGUCUCUCUCUC
Molecule: messenger RNA, 1099 nt
Organism: Acinonyx jubatus (cheetah)
Lineage: Eukaryota; Metazoa; Chordata; Mammalia; Carnivora; Felidae
Product: basic salivary proline-rich protein 1-like
Exons: 3
Coding region: 41-553 (170 amino acids)
Source: RefSeq, a predicted model, not a curated record